Molecule: messenger RNA, 871 nt
Organism: Aspergillus homomorphus CBS 101889
Lineage: Eukaryota; Fungi; Ascomycota; Eurotiomycetes; Eurotiales; Aspergillaceae
Exons: 3
Coding region: 135-668 (177 amino acids)
Source: RefSeq, a predicted model, not a curated record
UUGGACAAGGCUUCCAGAAUCCUUAGAAUGAAGAGGGUCCAAUUUCUAGAAGGCCCUCUUUUUCCUCGACAGGUGCUUGUGGCCGAGCAUGCACGCCGCCAACACAACUGAAGAGAAUACAAUGAAUUCCCGCCAUGAAUCAGCAGGGACAUGGAUGUGAUUCCAUCUCGGAGUCGAGUGCUCUUGGACGGGAGGGAAGCAGAAGAUCAAGAACAAGAAGUAGUAGUAUCAUUGGCAAGAAUAGGUUUAAGAGUGAGGCCACCAAUACUAUCUACAUAUCACAUGGUAGGGGAGGCCUCCGUAUUGUCCGAGUGGAUGGAGGGGAAGAAUUCGACAGUUUGCUGCUUUGUUUUGUUGCUGGGGUAAGAUUGAGGGUAAAAUUACUGUCAUGGCCACGGACCCAGUUUCGGGCAUCACUUUUCGGGGACGUCACUUUCUCUUUUAGCUUCCUUUCUCUUGUCUCCCGCCAAACCUACCAGUCUUUUUUACUCUUCGUUUACUCUUUUUCCCUCCCUUUCCAUCCAUCCAUCCAUCCAUCCAUUCCAUACCAUCCUUCCUGUUCAUUCAUUCAUUCUCUCUCCAUCGUUCCCCUCUCUUCCUCCUUCCAGCCCCUCCUCCUCCCCUCACCACUUUACCCUCUUUCUUCUUCCCUCCCCUCAUCCAACUAAAAAGAAAUAAUUUUCAUUCAUUUUUUCAGAUUUUGUUGUUUGUUUAAUCUAAGUCCGCGUCCGCUAAUUUAGUGCCACACACCUCCUUCGCGUGCACUAGUCCCUGACCCAUGGAGCCAUCAUUGUAAGGGUCUUAUUAGAGUAGCAAACCCUCACACCUCAUCAUUACCAUUCUCGACCUCCCGCCCUCGUUCCCGUCGGCC